AGCAACCACAGUAGCGAAGAACUGAAAAUGAGUUCGACGAGCAGAGCUUGGAUCGUGGCUGCAAGCGUUGGGGCUGUCGAAGCACUGAAGGAUCAAGGGUUCUGUAGAUGGAAUUAUGCCUUCCGAUCUUUCCAUCAACAUGCCAAGAACAAUUGCAGAUCUCUAUCUCAAGCCAACAGAUUUCCCUCUUCUUCCUCUUCUGCAAUGGCGAUGUCUAAUAAGGUGGUUCCGAGUGAUGAGAAAAUUAAGCAAUCGGAAGAAUCUUUUAGAAAAGUUAUGUACUUGAGUUGCUGGGGUCCCAAUUGAGGAACUCCAAAUCUCUCCACUCCAGAGCUGUAUUACUCCUAUUUCGUCCAUUCUGUAAAUACUAAUUGAGCGAACAUUGGUUUGAUUAUAGAGGAUAAAGUAAAAAAGAUCUAAAAUCAUU
This is a messenger RNA of Telopea speciosissima, 427 nucleotides long. RefSeq lists its product as uncharacterized. The record is from RefSeq and is a predicted model, not a curated record. The coding region runs from base 28 to 306 and encodes 92 amino acids. The transcript has a single exon. Lineage: Eukaryota; Viridiplantae; Streptophyta; Magnoliopsida; Proteales; Proteaceae.